CCCAAUUUAACGGCGUCAAUUUUUGUAUCGUGUGAUUAACGUUCUUUUUGGCCUAACACACUUUGUAGUUUUUUCACAUGCUGUUGCAACAACUAGUAACGUUAGAAAAACUACAACACCACUCCGGAUCUAGUUAGACCGGAAACAAAACAUCAGGCACGCUGCAACCUCACUUGGGCGAUGAAAAGAGUUGACGCUGCAUUUUGAGUGGAUGGCUAGCGUGAGACGCCGAAAUGGAUGCCGAUAGUAUUCUGAAUGGAAAGUUUUCUUUUAAAAAGUUGCCAAAUGGUUCCAUUGACAAGACCAAAGUCAUCUGUGUGUUUUGUCGUUGUGAACUGAGCUAUCAUCGCAGCACGACCAGUCUGAAAUACCAUUUAAUGGCCAAGCACUCAGCUGAUUUGAAUUCUCCGCCCCCUCGUCAAAGCCAGGUAACAAUGGAUGAUUUCAGACAGAAACGCAUGGAUACUUUAACUAAGAAUAAACUUACUGCAGCCAUAGCUAAAUGGGUGGCUACUGCAUGUAGGCCUGUUAACGUUGUGGAGGACGAGGGUCUCGCGAAUAUUGUACGGACCGCAGCCAACGACUGGAACUACGAAUUGCCUUCGAGAGCCACCAUUACAAGCCACAUACUGAAAUUGCACGAAACGGAAAAGGCUAAGUUACAGCAGGCGUUGGAGAAAACAAAAGUAGUCGCGCUCACUGGUGAUUACUGGACGUCCAUCAGUAAUCACAACUAUCUCGGGGUCACAGCCCAUUACUUUGAUCCACAGUGGAAACUUCAGUCGCAUGCUUUGACUGUUGUAAAGACAGAAGAGAGGCACUUCGCUGACGCUGUUGCAGAGCACUUUAUGCAAGUUGCUAGAGAGUGGGACAUCGAACAGAAAGUUGUCUCACUGACCACGGAUAGUGCACGCAACAUGAUUGCAGCGGCCAGGCAGCUCCCCUUUGAGCACAUGCCGUGCAUCGCACACAGUGUGCACCGAGCCGUCACGGUUUCUCUAACCAACAGCCCGUUUGACAGCGCAUUGGCGAAAUGCAGAAAGGUUGUGGGGCAUUUCAAGCACAGCCCAGCAAACCAAGCACAGCUUGAGCAGCAACAAGUCGCACACCAUCAGAAGAAAGAGUCACUCGUACAGGAAGUGUCAACGAGAUGGAAUAGUACACUGGAAAUGAUCAAGCGUGUUCAGCGGAAUGCUGAACCUCUGAGAGAUGCACUGGCCCUGCACGCAACGAACGUCGCCAUGCCAACAGCUACUGAGCUGGAGAAACUGAAGAAGCUCGAGGCUGUGCUGGAGCACUGCAGGUAUGUGUCAGAACUUCUGGGAGGAGAGAAGUUUGUGUCUUGCUCAGUGGUGCUGCCAACGUUGUGUCAUCUGUCGCGAGUGAUGGAAGUUACUGAAGAUGACCCAGCUUACAUGAUCAACUUCAAGGGAACCUUCGCAGCAGAAAUGGACGGUCGCAAGGAGAAGACCAACAUCACAUGGCUGAGAGUUGCUACAGCACUUGACCCAAGGUCAGAAUGCCAUGCUUCAUAUUUACACUCAUCCUCAUCCCCAGCAUUGUGUUUCUCUCAGUAUGUUUGUUUUGUUAGUUUGCUUGCUUCUUUGCUUUGCAUUUUUGAAUUUUGCACUGUAGAGAUAGGGAUAUUGUCACAAUUUUGUUAUACCUGUUCUUGUAUUAAAGUUUGAUUUCAUUUCAUUUCAAGGUUUAAGGACCUUAAGUGUCUGAGCAAACCUGACA
This is a messenger RNA of Cyprinodon tularosa, 1740 nucleotides long. Its product is annotated as E3 SUMO-protein ligase ZBED1-like. The coding region runs from base 234 to 1688 and encodes 484 amino acids. Gene Ontology annotation, molecular function: DNA binding. The record is from RefSeq and is a predicted model, not a curated record. The transcript is spliced from 2 exons. NCBI's taxonomy places the organism in Eukaryota, Metazoa, Chordata, Actinopteri, Cyprinodontiformes, Cyprinodontidae.